AUGCCAGCUCAUACUCGCGCCACCAACGACGCUAACAAAGAGAACGCAAUGGACGUCGACGUUCCGAGCGAAGUAGGAGAACAAACUGUACUAACAAUGAAAACGGAAGACGGUCUCGAACAUGAAGAUUAUGACCCCAAUCAAGAUAAAGAAGAAAAGAGGUGGUUAAGGAAAGCUUAUCGGAGUCUAAUAUUACAAACUGAAGAAAAUCGUCAGGAGUAUCUGAGGCCGGAGUCGGACGGCCUGAAGAGGACACUGAACAAGGCGAAUGAGCUGUAUCAAAAGGUAAAGCAGACACAUGAGGCAACGCUCGAUUCUCGCCUACUAGUUCUUUCUGGCGACCUCGGAGUGCAGAAGGCCAGGUUGAUGCGGGUGGAUAGUAAUGCAUUUGAUAUCGACGAUUACGUUGCAAAACUUGUUACGUUCAUGGGUGGUCGUCAAUAUGACGAUGAAGAUGAGAGUCCGAAAUUAGACUGGAAAGCUCUCGGAAAGGUAGCGGCCAGGUAUACAGAUCGGGUACCGACUAUGGACUUUAUGCUUGGUCCGUUGUCAGUCGAACAGAAACAGCGAAAGACGCCCGGUCAGCGCGCUCGGCUUGUGAAAUGCAAAGACGAUUUGAAGCGACCACAAGAGAUAAAAGAAGGUGAUCUCAUAAGAGAAGAGAACGAGACAACCCGUAAUGUCGUCAUGAUCUACAAAAUUCUCGAAGAAAACACACCAAUAAACAUGUUCGAAUUCAUACUGAACCCCGAGUCGUAUGGUCAGUCCGUUGAAAAUCUGUUUUAUGUUGCAUUUUUAAUACGGGAUGGAAAAGCAUAUAUCGAGGACGAGACGGGUGAACCAAUACUAUCAAUCUGCGAACCUCCGACACAAGAAGAUUAUCAACAGGGGUUGACGAAAAAACAAUUAGUGAUGGAAUUGGAUUACCACACAUGGAAGGAUACAAUCGAGUGCUAUGGCAUCAAACGACCAAUCAUUGCUACGAGACAAAAGAAAGCAGUGAAGAGCUCGUAUCCGACGUCUGUCGACGAGGUACUCGGAGGCAUUGCCCGUAACAAAACUAGCGCAACAGCGCCCGGCGUGGAGCUCGAUCUAGAGUCCCAUGGGGACCCAUGGUAUAAUCGAGCUUUGGUCGCAUGUUGGGGACCACGGCUGCGUCCAGGGAACAGGUGGUGA
Molecule: messenger RNA, 1176 nt
Organism: Paraglomus occultum
Lineage: Eukaryota; Fungi; Glomeromycota; Glomeromycetes; Paraglomerales; Paraglomeraceae
Source: the annotation of a GenBank genome assembly